GCGCGUCAUGGUAACAAGGUUGAGCAUGUUUUGUCCAGUUGGGCCAAUAUCAGAUGGGUAAUGCCGACAUCGAGCCAGGCGCUCAUACUUAAGAAAAGCGUACUGACCGAGGAUGAAGUGCGACCGACGUCGUCGGGCCAUCGGCCGGGAUCUCAGUGCUCUGUGCCGACAGAUUGCGCGUCCCGUACCUCGGUCCACUGCAGCAUCGUGACCGUCUUCAAUUUAGGGCAGGUGCUGGUGGGCGUGGGAAGGGACAUGCCGGACCGGGACGCUGUGCAGGCCCUUGGCGCGAGUCUGCGCAACUUUUCAAACAUCAAACUGUACCAAGGGGUUACACCAGCAUCCUCGCAUUCGAUCCAGACUCGAAAUCCUAUUUGUGACGCGGCAACGCCGAAUGAUCUAGCUUGCCCGGACGCCAAUGUCAUUCGCAGUGACAAAAUCUACCAGAUCGCCUCAAGUCUGCACAUGCGCAAUGAUACACCACCCAGUUGUCCGAACGCCGCAGUUUUAAGUUUCUGGAACAACGAAAACGUGUCCCACUCGGAGAUCGGGUCCCCAGUGCGCGUUCCGUACCCCGGCCCGCUUCAGCAUCGUGACCGUCUACAACUUGGGGCAGGAGCUGGUUGGCGGGGGGAGGGACAUGCCGGACCGGGACGCUGUGCAGGCCCAUGGGCGCUUGACUGUGCAGCUCUUCAAACAUCACCCGCUUCUGAGUGGUUACACCAGCAUCCUCGCAUUCGACCCGGACUCGAAAUCCUAUCAGUGGCGUGCGCUGGGCGGAACUGGUUCCUCCCCGGAAGUUGAUUAAGUUGACAAUCGGCCCACUUCCAGUCGUUGUCGGCCCUUCACCGCCAGACCAUCUCUGCGAAG
Dreissena polymorpha is the source of this 870-nucleotide messenger RNA. RefSeq lists its product as uncharacterized. The transcript is spliced from 6 exons. The record is from RefSeq and is a predicted model, not a curated record. Lineage: Eukaryota; Metazoa; Mollusca; Bivalvia; Myida; Dreissenidae. Bases 61 to 804 code for a protein of 247 amino acids.